CCAAAAACGAGAUCAAAGAAGGAUAGGAACCCAGAAGAUCCAUGGCGGAACCAAAACAAAGCUCUCUUUCUGUUUCUGGAUAAACUUGAGAAACGAGCCGAGAGGGUUUGGUUGUUUUCAAGUAUGGAGCCACCGAGUUCGCGACCGGAGGAACCUCCGUCUUGGGACGAGCUUUACAAAAUCAAUCUACUUCCAUCGGAGCUAUUCCUCAAGUUCCGAAAAGAGCUCCAAGGACUUCGCGUAGGCGUCAAUCUCGAGUUAUAUAACGAACCCACCAAUGAUUACCACGCGAAGCUUGUGUUGAAGCCAUUAUCACCAGAGAGGAAGUGGAAGUUUAUAUAUGAGCCAUUACAUCAAGAAGUUCGAGUUUUGUCAAAGAAGAUUCCUCUCACCAGGUUUCUAAACCUUCAGGUUGGUGUUGGACAUAACUUUCAAAUGAAUGCAAUGGGUUGGAAAUGGAAGCUUACUUCGUGUUUGGGUGGUGAUGGUGUGUCUCGGAUUCGGAACAAAACCACUCUUGGUUUGAGUCCUGGUAUCGAUUUCCGGUUUGGAUGGAGAGCUGAUUUUGUACUCCCAGAGGUUACAGGGGCGCUUGGUACUGAAGAACCCUUAUUCAACAUGAGCUCGGGGCGUUUAGAGGCAUCACUGGAUAGAGUAGAAGCCAUUAUAACCCAUUCCGAUUAUCUAUAACCAAUCCCUACUCUUGGUGUUUGCCAUGCCUGAAAGAACAUACAUUGCGAAAACAAAACGAGAUCGUGAGGAAAGCACGGCACUUUGGCGUUCAGAAGCAAACCAAAACAUAUUACAUAAGAUUUUGCUUCAAAGAUGUGUUGAAUACAGAGUUUCAUGUUUGUGGCCUUUUAUAAACAUUUUGUUUUUAUUUAAUUAGUAGGUUUUAAUGAACUUCGAGUUUCUAGAAUCACGGAGCUUUGUUAAAAGAUUGUUAAUUUGGGCGACAUAGAGAGGUCUGUUUUUAUUUCAUUGAUCGCUUCUGGACUUUUGGGUUU
This is a messenger RNA of Eutrema salsugineum, 1007 nucleotides long. RefSeq lists its product as uncharacterized. The record is from RefSeq and is a predicted model, not a curated record. The transcript is spliced from 2 exons. Bases 124 to 690 code for a protein of 188 amino acids. Lineage: Eukaryota; Viridiplantae; Streptophyta; Magnoliopsida; Brassicales; Brassicaceae.